This is a messenger RNA of Oldenlandia corymbosa var. corymbosa, 2091 nucleotides long. The record is from the annotation of a GenBank genome assembly. Lineage: Eukaryota; Viridiplantae; Streptophyta; Magnoliopsida; Gentianales; Rubiaceae.
AUGGAGUUUUUGAAAAUCACAGAAGCCCAGAUUAUUAGUGUUGCCGUUGCUGUUGUUGCUGUUGGUGUCGCUGCUUUUUACUUGUACUCCUCCAAGAAAUCUAAAGUCUGCUUAGAUUCCGAGAAAUGGAAGAAUUUCAAGCUCGUGAACCGUACUCAGCUUAGCCAUAAUGUGGCAAAGUUCAGAUUUGAGCUUCCAACGCCCACCUCCGUAUUGGGGCUUCCCAUUGGACAACACAUAAGCUGCAAGGGCACGGAUAGUCAAGGUGAAGAGGUCACUAAGCCAUAUACUCCAACAACCUUGGAUUCUGAUGUUGGGUAUUUUGAACUAGUUAUAAAGAUGUAUCCUCAAGGACGGAUGUCUCACCAUUUCAGGGAAAUGCGUGUCGGAGAUUAUAUGGCUGUUAAAGGACCUAAGGGUCGUUUCAGGUAUCAACCUGGACAAGUUAGAGCUUUCGGAAUGCUUGCUGGAGGCUCUGGCAUUACACCAAUGUUUCAGGUUGCUAGAGCUGUUUUAGAGAACCCAAAUGACAAAACAGAAGUGUACCUCAUUUAUGCUAAUGUUACAUACGAGGACAUCCUAUUGAAGGAAGAGUUAGAUAGUUUGGCUGCUGACUAUCCUACUUGGUUCAAAGUCUACUAUGUAUUGAACCAGCCUCCUGAACCUUGGAAUGGUGGUGUUGGCUUUGUAUCUAAGGAAAUGAUUCAAGAGCAUUGUCCUACUCCGGCAUCAGACAUUAAGUUUUUGCGUGUGCUGCCGCUCCCGCUGCCGUUCUGUUCCCAUAGCUUUUGCCAGUGCUGCUGUGACUACUGUGAAAAUGUCAAGGCAAAGUGUUAUAAUCAACCAAGUGAAACCACAAGUUGGUGGAAGAAGGUCAAGGUGGACUGGCUCAUUCAAGUGGUUGAAAGGUCUAAAAUUCAACAAACUCGCUCCGGAAAGACAAAUGAGAUAAGAAGAUAUGUAUUCACUGAUGAGGAAGGGACAAAGGUUGGUGCUGCCAUUUUUGACAACGAUAUCCGCUACUUUGAUGAUCUUCUUAUACCGUGUAACCGAUAUUGGAUCUCAAAUGCCUUUGUCAACCGAGUUGAUGAGAACUAUAAAAUCAGUGCUUACUCGUAUUCAUGGUUUAUAAACAACAGCACCUUGGUUGAGCCACAUGAUGAACCAAUACCGCCUUCUUUGCCAUUCAACAUAGACACAGCGACCAUGUUAGACAUACAAAAAUAUGCUGAUUUUGAUACUUCUAUUACUUUUGAAGUAUUGGUUAUUCAAGUGUUACCCCAAAAAACUCAAGAAAAAAACAACACCACUUCAAGAGACAUUGUUGCAAUCAAUCAAGAAAAGUGCUCCAUGAUAAUAACGUUGUGGAAUGAUUUCCAUCUUGAUGAGGGUCAAACAAUUGCACAGAUGGUUAACAUAACUCCUACUCUCCUAUGCUUCAAACUACGAGCCUCAACAUUCAAUGUGCUUUCCUUGACUACGAGGCCGUCAUCAGCAUUGUUCUAUACAGCAUGGGUAAAAGUCAAAACAACCUUAGCUCCUUCUCAAUCCGCUUUCUGGUUUGCCACAUGCAAUAACUGCCAAAAGUCAAUCAAUGACGAUGUUGGUCGAAACAUUAAAUGCAUAUCGUGCAACCAAAAUGUUAAGUUGGAGGCCAGAACUAGAAUUCUGCUAGAAUUGACAGACUCAACAGGCACGAUCACGGCAUCUGUCCUUGCAACAGAAGCUGAAAAACUCAUUGGCGUUAAUGCUGAGGCUUUGAGAACUGCAGAAGAUCAGGAUGUUGACCUCAGUGCAACUAUUCAAAAUGCUCUAAAGCAACACACCAUUGUUACAUUCCUCAGAAAAUACGAUAGUACAUUCCAGGGACGUGCCUCAGAAAAAUAUAGUAUUGUAAAAUCAUACUUAAUCCAAGAUCUUUUCAUGAAUGAAACACUCCAAAGGAAAGCAUUGCCAUUUGAAGAGAUAACCUCAGAAGGACAUACAGAAAUGACAGUGCCAAAACCUACAGCAAAACGGAGUAUCGACUCAGCAAGCCCAAUGGAGGAUAUCAAUCCUAGCCCCCAGAAGAAGCUUGAAAAGCUCGACUAA